AACGCCACCUAUAAUGGUGUUGUUUUCAACAUGGCAGCCUCCAUUCGGAACAUGCGAUUGUUCGCCAAUCUGAACCGUUUUCGUCAAUAUUCAUGGAAUAAUUCCUGUACAUUAGUUAAAUAUUACAAGUCCCCAACGUUUCAAGCAAGGAAUUUAUUCACACAAAGUUCUAUUACGAGGGCAUCCAGCCGAGUUUUGGGAAACUGCCAAAGUUUCUGUACAGCAAGUGCUAAGUCAGAAGAUUACCACAGCAUUAUUCAAGAUGAUGAGAAAGCAACAGGACCCGCUGCCAAGCAUGAAUUCCAGGCAGAAACACGCAUGCUAUUGGACAUUGUUGCAAAGUCACUAUACUCAGAAAGGGAAGUGUUUAUUCGUGAGCUUAUUUCAAAUGCAAAUGAUGCGAUGGAGAGAUUGAGAUAUCACCAUGUGACAGGAGUAAUCGGAUCAGACCUUGGAGCUCCACUAGAGAUUCACAUAGGCGCUGAUAAAGAUCACAGGACAUUAACAAUCCAGGAUACAGGGAUUGGAAUGACCGAAGAAGAAAUGGUUGAUAACUUGGGAACUAUUGCCAGAUCUGGAUCUAAGGGCUUUAUGCAAGAGCUGAAGGAGAAAGGUGAUGGAGUUGCAUCCAGCAUCAUUGGACAAUUUGGAGUUGGAUUCUAUGCAGCUUUCAUGGUGGCAGAAAAGGUUGAAGUCUUCUCAUUGUCACACAAGCCUGGCUCUAAGGGACUGCACUGGGUGUCUGACGGGUGUGGAACCUACGAGGUGGCAGAAGCGGAGGGUGUGAAGCGAGGCACCAAGAUUGUCGUCCAUCUGAAACCAGAUGCAAUCGAAUUUGCUGAUGUGGAUAAAGUCAAUGAGGUGAUAAAGAAGUACAGCAACUAUGUAAGUGCUCCAAUUUUCUUCAAUGGAAAAAGGAUCAACAGAACAGAGGCACUGUGGAUGAUGGAGCCCAAGGAUGUGUCGGACACGAUGCACGAGGAGUUUUACCGCUUCCUGACGGGCGCCUACGACCGGCCGCGCUACUGGCUGCAGUACAAGGCAGACGCACCGCUGAACAUACGCAGCGUGUUCUACAUCCCCGACACGAAACCGACGAUGCUCGACAUGGGGCGAGAAGGAAACGCCGGCGUCGCCCUCUACAGUCGCAAGGUGCUCAUCCAGGACAGUUCUGAGCAGAUCCUGCCCAAGUGGAUGCGGUUUGUAAAAGGUGUUGUUGACAGUGAGGAUAUUCCUUUGAAUCUGAGUAGGGAGCUUCUACAGAACAGUGCUCUGAUCAGCAAACUGAGGCUGGUGCUCACGAACAGACUAAUGCGAUUCUUCCAAGAGCAGGCGAAGAAAGAUCCAGAGAAGUACGACUUGUUGUAUAAAGACUUUGGUCUCUUCUUCCGUGAGGGAAUUCUCAUGACAGCUGACCAAGGAGAAAAGGAAGAAAUUGCGAAGCUGCUGAGGUUCGAGUCAUCUAAGAUGGCAGCCGGAGAAAAGGUAUGCUUGGAAGACUACGCAGGUCGAAUGGAAGCUGGCCAACGGGACAUAUUCUACUUGGCAGCCCCAAGCCGUGAGCUGGCGGAGACUUCUCCAUACUUCGACGCUGUGAAGGAGAAGGACUUUGAGGUGUUGUUCUGCUACGAGCCGUACGAUGAGCUGGUGCUAAUGCAGCUGCGACAAUUCGACCGUAAGAACCUAACAUCUGUUGAGAAGGAGAUGGUACAGGACAAGGAAAAAGAGGGAGACACCACCACGCAAGAUGACAACAGUCUGUCGGAUACAGACGUGAAAUCAUUAUGCACUUGGAUGAAGCAGAUGCUAGGAACGAAGGCUACUAACGUGAAGGUGACAAGGCGUUUGUCAAAUCACCCGUGCGUGGUGACUGUAGCUGAGAUGGGAGCGGCACGACACUUUGUGCGAACGGCAUUCCAGGGAAUUCCAGAGGACCAGCGUUACAGCAUCCUGCAGCCAACGCUGGAGAUCAAUCCAAGCCAUUCACUGAUUAAGAAGCUAAGCACUCUGAUGACAACCAAUGAGAAAUUAGGAAGGAUGGUUGCUGAACAAAUAUUCGAUAAUGCUAUGAUUGCUGCUGGACUCAUAGAAGAUCCCAGAGUGAUGAUCAACAGACUCAACGAUGUACUGACACUCGCCCUCGAAAAGCACUGAGAUCCAACCAAUCACAAGCUGUCGUGGUUGCCGUAGUGACGUCGCGAGUUACAGGCACUAGUUGCUUCGUGUUCUAGUUGCUAGUGCUUCGUGAGGGAUGUGGACCGAGCGUUGAGGCGUAACUGGCCCAGUAGUAGUGAUAAAUAGAUGCAAACGAUGCAAGUAUGUGACCGUCACAUUAUCACUGCUGUGUCACUGCCUCCUUGGUUAUACAGGGAUGAGGAUUUUUCUCGGAUUUGACAGCCCUGUGGUCGAUUUUGUGAAGCAUCUAAAUUCGAUGAGAAAAGUUUUGGGGAGGGGGGUAAGGUUAAGAAUGUAAAGUGUAUUUUAACUCUCUUCGGUAUAUUCAAUAAGAAUCUUCUGUCCAAAGCACUGUAUUCAUUUGUGUUUAUACAUGUUCUGUCGUAAUCCUAUAUAUUCGCGUGAUCCGACAAAACCCGUUGCGUGUGACCAUAACACUCAUUGUGGUACGAAACCACUGAGCUGUACGUAAUACGAAAUUGAUCACUAGCAGUUCUGCCGUUCUUAGCACGUUGACAUUAGCCAAUACAAGUAAUACAAGUAAACCUAUAGGCAAUCAGCAGUGAGCUUAUUUAGACGUUAGUUUAUAGCGGGUUCAGAAGGGAGACAAAGCAGCAAUAUUGGAAAUCGACAAGAGUGCAAAAAGCAAAUUCCGCUGUACCUGGCUAGAAAAAACUGUGACAUUAAAUGUCAGUCGGGAAGAAAGUGGAAGCAAUGACAGAGUCAGCGACCCCCACCCCACUUGUGAUUUUCUCUGAAAAGGUGUUUUGUACAGCUAUGAACGUAUCUUUCGUUAAAUCAAAGUAGUAAUAAAUGUCAACAUUUCAAGACGUGUUACUGGUAGGUAAACUAUUUGUAUAGUCCCUGUUUGAAUAGUUGAUAUCAAAGUGGUUUUUAGCUCAAUUCUAUUGGCUAUUGAAUGAAGAGGAAUAUAAUGCUAUAAUUUGUACAUGCUACAAUUUGUAUCAUGUCACUCAUUCUAAAAUAAACACUCGUAAAGAAUUGAUUCUUCGCUA
Molecule: messenger RNA, 3191 nt
Organism: Priapulus caudatus
Lineage: Eukaryota; Metazoa; Priapulida; Priapulimorpha; Priapulimorphida; Priapulidae
Product: heat shock protein 75 kDa, mitochondrial-like
Exons: 16
Coding region: 31-2154 (707 amino acids)
Biological process (GO): protein folding
Cellular component (GO): mitochondrial inner membrane
Molecular function (GO): protein kinase binding; ATP-dependent protein folding chaperone; ATP binding
Source: RefSeq, a predicted model, not a curated record